This is a messenger RNA of Metarhizium robertsii ARSEF 23, 429 nucleotides long. RefSeq lists its product as uncharacterized. NCBI's taxonomy places the organism in Eukaryota, Fungi, Ascomycota, Sordariomycetes, Hypocreales, Clavicipitaceae. The transcript has a single exon. The record is from RefSeq and is a predicted model, not a curated record. Bases 1 to 429 code for a protein of 142 amino acids.
AUGACCACUAAGUUGCUUCAUUCUCCCAACACCCGUCAAUGCACGCAAGCCGACUCCCUAACACGACCAACCAACACGCAUCCACAAGGUCAUACUUCCAAUCGUAUAAAACACCAGCAGCCUCCCGUACUCGCCGAAAAAAGCCCCUCAACCACCCGCAACACCGUCAACUCCCUCGCCAGCAAACCCAAGUCAGCCCAAAUCCUCCUCCACAACCCGCUCCGCCGACCACGCCGCCCUCUUCCCCCUCGUCCACAACCACACCGCCGCCAGCCUCGUCACGAGUCACGAAGCCUGCCUCCCCAUCGGCGGAUACUCCUUGCCGUCCCUCUCGACCCUCGGCUCACACGUGCACCUCUCGUCGGCGGGGACGCCAUCCAUCACGGCGGGCACAUGGUUCCCGCACCCCCACCAGGUGGUUUUUUCUAA